Molecule: messenger RNA, 2255 nt
Organism: Trematosphaeria pertusa
Lineage: Eukaryota; Fungi; Ascomycota; Dothideomycetes; Pleosporales; Trematosphaeriaceae
Exons: 3
Coding region: 201-2168 (655 amino acids)
Biological process (GO): DNA-templated transcription
Cellular component (GO): nucleus
Molecular function (GO): DNA binding; zinc ion binding
Source: RefSeq, a predicted model, not a curated record
ACAGUUUCUCGGAGCCAGAGCCCAGGACCACUAAGGUGACGAUACAAUCUCACGGACGAUCCAGCACCGCCUCAGAGGCGCAUACACCGGCUCCCGAAUCGCUCCAGACGACGUAUCCUCCUGUUAGUGCAGAAGAUGGUCAGAAUGAGGAUACCGUCAGCCAGGUUGCCGAUGCAGACGUGGCGGGUCACGUCAGUGCUAUGGUCUCGCAUCUCGGUUACUCCGAGGGAAGCAAGUACAAUCUGUUCAGUCUGAUGAAGAAGUUCGACCUGUUAGGCACUGAAGCACACUCGGUCGAUGCGACAGAACGUGCGCUGCGGAGUGCGGAAUCGCAAAUUCGGAAAUGCCUAGAAAUUCUCCCGAAGCGACCCAUCAUCAAUUGCCUCAUACAGCACUUUUUCGAAGAAGUGAACUGGAUAUCAGAACUAAUUCAUCCCCCGAUGUUUCUCAACCGCUACGAGCAAUGGUGGAAAACCUUUCCUGGAGCAAGCGUGGACAGUCUCGAAUUCGGCGUUUUGAUACUUCGAAUAUGCGCGUUGAGUGCGCAGUUCAUCCCGUCUCGGUCGUACGGCGAGGGGAGGGUCCUGGGAAUACCGGUCAACACCGUGCGACUGCAUUGUCGAAAUCUCUCCCAGCGUCUACAGAAAUUGACGGAUCACAUCAAGGGUGCUAAGACUCUCGCGUCGGUGCAACAUUUGUUUUACUGGUGCUGCUACUUGGAGAAUGAGGGUGCGAUUACCGAUGCCUGGUACGCUCUUGGUGAUGCCAUUCGGGUUUCGCAGGACGUUGGAUUACACCUGCCCGGAUGCACUCUCCUCGAGGGUUCUAUCAACGAUGUGGAGAAAGAUUUGAGGAGGAGAUGCUUCUGGACUCUCUUCACUUGGGAUAAAUAUUUCUCCCUUAUAUUGGACCGGAAACCGUGGAUCCAGUACGACGUUUCGGAUAUUAGCUUUCCUGUCAUGCGCAUCAUCUCUGGCGUACCAAAGGCUAGCCCCGAACAGCCCGAUGCCUUCACCGAACGGCUACUAGAAGCCCGACUCGCCAAACUCUGGUCAUCCUCUUUCCCUAAUGGACCGCCCAAUGACGGCAUAUACGACGUCUGCGCCGCCGAAGAAUUCUACGAAAAAAUCUGCAAGAUUUACAUUCCAGAUCUACCACCUGUGUUUUCUCUUCGCGAUCCGGACACUAAGUGGGACUCGGACCUUCGUAUGCUUCCACGACAGAGGCAGAUGCUUCGCAUAUCGAUCUACGCUUCGACCUGUCAGCUGUUUCUGCCAUUGCUACAGCUUGAAGAAGGGCAGAUUGCGAAUCUGCCACAAUAUAAGAAGGAUAUAUUGCUAUCCCAACGGCAUCGGCUAGUUGAAGGAGCCAUGCGCCUGCUCGAUGGAGUAUUUACUCUGCACGACCUUCUCGGCCGAAGACCUACGGCCCUAUUCUUACUGAGCUACUUCUCUUUCCAUGCUGCGGUUGUGCUAUCGAUGCAUCUCAUCUGGACAGUCAGCACAAGGGGCCACCAUCUUGGUGGUCAGCAUGACCUAUACGGCAUAGCCUCUGCACUUGACAGCCCAGGGUCAUCUCCGAGGCGCCGAGGAAUCGGGUGGCGGCACCGCGAAUAUGUCGACAAAGCUCUACGGCUUCUCUAUGACCUCGAAGGCGUGAGCAUCAUCGCCAAGCUCGCCGUACCACAGCUAGAAAAGGUAAUCGCUAAGCUGGAAUCGAUGGUCCCUCCAGAGCAAGAAGUUGCGCAGCAAAUUUCCGCUGACGGCAACGGCAUCGCCUCAGUACAAGCAAGUAGCAACUGGCUCGGUUUUGAACUAACAUCGGGCGAAGAUAGUGCCCAGGGCACGGAAAGCGAACAACGAUACCAUCAAGCGAAUCUCCCCACUCCGGCCUCCAAGGCACGCUCACCAACUCAGGAGUCGAAUAAUCCUCUUUCCACAUAUUCCGACGCAUCGCUCGACUCUACCCUCGGCGGAUCCGUAAUGUCGCACAUGGAUGACAUGUUUAGCUUUCCAAUAGACUUUGAAGGGCCCUUUGAUCACUGGGCAGGGCUGCAGGAGGCUGGAUUGGGAUUGCCCAUCCCACAUAUGCAUACGGAUGUUGACGAUUCACGAUAUCAAGCAACUUCACAGCCAUAUGUGCAAGAUGGAACUCAGGUUCCCGGGUAGGACUGUUUUGCGGAUCGAUUCUGAGUAAGAAAGCUACUUGUGCACGCCAUGGGGAUCUCGGACCAGACCAGCUCUUGAGCAGACGCC